This is a messenger RNA of Penicillium angulare, 3768 nucleotides long. Its product is annotated as putative translation regulator (Cya5). The coding region runs from base 1 to 3768 and encodes 1255 amino acids. Gene Ontology annotation, molecular function: protein binding. The record is from RefSeq and is a predicted model, not a curated record. Lineage: Eukaryota; Fungi; Ascomycota; Eurotiomycetes; Eurotiales; Aspergillaceae. The transcript has a single exon.
AUGCUCGAACGUGCCACUGGCUACUUCGAGACCGCGGGUCGGCGUUUCCUUCGAGAUUCUACGGCCGGCAUUCAAACGAGGCAAUCGAUAUCUCGACAUUUCUGGAAACAUAAUACCGGAGGAGAUGCCACCCACUGGUUUUUAGCCUUUACACACCCGCCGGACCAACCUACCAAUCUGAUUUCCAACAUCUCACCUCGAAGCAGAAGUCCUGCCGAUUCCAACUUGCCAUUCCUUGACUUCCUGUACCCUCCGACGCCUCAACAAUCCAAUAAAUUUCGUCUGUGUCGUCUUCCUAAGAGAGUGGGAUUACGCCGGCGAAAAAGGACGAUUUCCAGUCUUCGGAGAACGUACGUUUCAGAGGCCUCGAGUCUUACGAAACCAGUUGAACUCGACUACCAGCCACAAGGAACGCAUCUAGAGCAGGACAAUCAUACAUAUGCAUCUCCCAAGCCCAUAAAAGCCACGGAGGAUCUAUGGAAACACUUGAGGGCACGGCGAAGGAAACCAAAACAUUUUGAUAAUGCCUGGGUGCUCUUCAUCGCAGCCGGCCGCCCUCGAGAGGCCCUUUCUGAGCUCUGUGCCUGCUUGAGCAAGUCAAGCAAACCUACAGAUCUGGACCGGGCAUGGGAAGCCUUUUCAGAAUUGCAGAAUCCCUCUGAUGAGGAUUUUCUCAAUAUCACUCACUCUCAACUUCAAUCCCAAGAGCCGAAAAAGUUGGUUGAGAUAUGUUCUUAUGCCUUGAAGAUGCGACGUGGGCGACCUAUAUUUGCUCUGUCAUUCACACAUUUUCUCAGGGCUCAUGAAUGGGCCCUUGCAGAGAAGAUAUGGAUCCUUCGUUCUCAAUUCAACGACGAGCAGGACGCGCAGAUUGUUUUACCCAAUAAUGAGAUCCGAAUAGCCCCUGAAGAAAUAGAAGGCUUGAUGACAUAUCUCAUGGAGAAAAAGAGUGCAUCUGACUUUGACCCUCAGAAUCUUCGAGAUGUCACCGAAUUCCUAUUAGGUCGCAUGUCUACUUCUCUCAAUAUGUUGAAGGACACCCCAAUGGAUGUCCUAAACACGAUUAUGCAAAAGUCUCGCCGUCUGGGUCUCUCGAGCCUCCAGCAUUAUGUUAAUAUCAUCGAAACCCUCCAGUCGUCAACCGCCAGAUUGGACUUUGCGCGCUCCCUUAUAUUUUACCACCAGAUGCGAGUAUUCUUCUACAAACAACUGCGUACACAUGAUGUGCACUAUCACGCGCGGAAAGAGCUUUUGUCUCGCCAACUGAAAGUGCUUAUCCAUUUUGAGAUGGCAGAAAAUGUCCUCUAUUUCCUAAAUGAACUAACGCACUUCUAUGGAAAACCAAAUAUCCAGCAGUAUAAGGAUGUCAUGAAUAUGUUCGCUCGCUCUGGAGAUGUGUCGCAAGUAACCCUUGUAUUCAACAAGCUGGUGGCAGACUAUGGUAAGCCAAAGAGCCGUAAAUUGUUGAUUCCGCUGCUUCAUGUGCAUGCGGUGCUCGGCAAUGUGCCGGAGACGUUCAAUCAAUUCCAAAGAAUUCAAGCCGAAUUUCACCUUGAGCCGAACACAGUCUGUUGGAAUGUCGUUCUUACAGCCUACGCGGCUAAAGAAGAUUUGGCGGGAGCCUUUUCCCACUUUUCAAAAAUGGUUCAGGCCGGGGUCCAGCUUAACUCUCAUACAUUCGGCAUCAUGAUGAGCCUUUGUGCAAACAGAGGUGACAUUGCUGCCGUUCGCCAACUUCUACAACAAGCAGAAGAAAAGAAGGUGCCUGUUACCAUGACGAUGCUUGGCACGGUUGCUCAGGCAUAUAUUAGCAGUGGUCGUGUGGACUUGGCUGAACAAUUAGCUAUGACGUGCUUGGAUUCCAAGGUUGAAGGCUCUCCUAUGCAGUUAUUGAACACGCUACUUAUGCAGUAUGCGUACAGGAUUGAUCAUCAAUCCUUCAAACGAGUGAUGGAGCAUAUGGACCGUGCUGGAUUUACGCCAGAUGCAACAACCCAUGCAGCUGAUCUGCUCCGUAUGUCUUUGAUUGGCUCUGCUGACAAGGCUCGCAGGACCCUGCGUCGCAUGCAUAAGAGUGGAGUAAUCCAUGCUACAGAGGUCCAUUACGCUAUAGUUUUGCUUGGGUUUAUCAAAGUCCGCAAUCUUCAGAUGGCCCAAGCCUUGUUGAGAGAGAUUUACUCACGUUUCCCUGACUCCGGCAUAGCCUCAAGCAUUCGAAAUUUCGAGGCAGCGAUUCAUGUCAACUCAAAGUCAACCCAGCAUGAAAAACGCCUGAAGACAGCGGAAGAGGUGCUCCUUAAGUCAAUAUCCGAGCGUGGGUUGACUUCGCUGGUAAGCAUGCUUCCAUCAGCAGCAGGCCGUAAGGAGACCAUCGCCAAAUCCUUUGACACUUGGAACCACGAGUACCUUAUCAAACGGUACGGUUCCAAGGGUGCCAUGGACCUAGCUCGUGAAAUGUUCGAGCGCUAUAUGCCGACAAGUGCUGAGGAUGGAGGAGAAAACAUGCCCACUCCAAUUCGCCUGAUAAGUGCUAUGAUGAUCACGCAUUCAAGGGCGGACCAACAUCAAGAAGUUGAUGAGUGUUGGAAACUUGCAAUGUCAAGCGCCAUUAAGUUGGCCAGCAGAAUCAACGUUGAACCUCUUCUGAGAUCCUUGGCGUCUGAUGGAAAGCCUGUUUCUGAAGAAGAUCUCUUCUCUGACUCAUCUCUAUUCUUGCCAAUGGCGGACAAAAACAGGGCACCUGUUGAUAACGUUGCCGAAGGACACAAGUCAGAAAUCAUACCUGCGCGCCGCUUCACUCUCUCGAAGCCCCUCAACAUUUACAUGCGUUCAUUGGCUUACCGAGAUAAGCUCCCGAAAAUUGCUCAAGUUGUCGCUGAAGUUCAGGCAGCUGGCUUUGAAUUAUCAACCUUCAAUUGGACAACUUAUGUCCAAAUGCUUGCCGACUCCGAUAAAUUUGCUAACGUGUCUGAGGCUUUCCGGUUGAACGAGGAAAUAUUCAUGCCGAAUUGGCCAGGGUGGAAGCGACUUAAAAGGGGGCAGACUUACAAGCCCCCUGGAACCCCAAGAGGCGUAUACCUACUUGAAAAUCCCUCAGAACCAGAACAUUCGAAACAUUUCCUCGGGCGCAAGGCAACCAAGUACUGGAGUGGCGUCGCACCGGAGUUCAUGCAGCCCACAUACAAAAUGGUGGUGUACCUCGCUGCUGCUUUAGAGCAAAUUCGUGAGACUACUAUCACAAAGGGCGGGCAUCAGCUUGACGACCUUUUUGCCAUCGCACCGAUGACGGUUGAGGCAAUCAGUAAAAUGCCAUAUCUGCGUGACUGGUUCCAAGGUAUUCUUAUUCGGAAGCGUGAGAGGCAAUCUGAGAAAGAGCGGAAACCAUUCCCCAGGGGACGUGGCAUCGCAGAGGGCGGUAUCCUUGGCUCCCCAUCCCGUCUCCGUCGCCGCAAGACUGUGGAUACACUUAAGGGGCAUGAAAGCGAUAAGCUCUUGAACCAGAAGGCGGCGAAGCUUGGUACCAAAGCCAAGACUCAACCCAACCUGCUAUCUCGCACCCCCGGCGCAAAGAAAUGGGAGAACCUACUCAAAAGGGAAGAUAUGCUUGAUUUCCAGACCCAACUUGGCUACCAGAAAACGCAUAGCAGACGACUCAGCUCUCUCAAAGUUCCAAGACCAACACCCCGAAAGCCAAACUUUCGGAAAGUUUCAUUCCGACGACGGAUCUUACGGCAAACCCCCUCUCAAAAGUCAAACCCAGAAACCUGA